Messenger RNA from Entrophospora sp. SA101, 336 nucleotides. Lineage: Eukaryota; Fungi; Glomeromycota; Glomeromycetes; Entrophosporales; Entrophosporaceae. The record is from the annotation of a GenBank genome assembly.
AUGUUUAAAAAAAUUAUAAAGACACAUCAGAACUACAACAGAAAAUGUAUACAGAACUAUAUUAUUGGUUAUCAAUACAGACAAAUUUCCAAAUCCAUUUUUCAAUUUAAUAGGUUUUCAGAUUUAGUGACAAAAGUUCGUGAAUCAUAUCCGAUAUCAGAGAUAACACCAAAGGAACUUCACGAUAUGAUUUCUAAAGCACCUAAACCAAUAAUUCUUGAUGUACGUGAGAAAGAUGAACGAUCAAAUGGAAUUAUACCAACAGCAAUUCCAUUAUCACGAGGAGUACUAGAGAGAGAUGUUGAAAGAAAAGUUAUUAGCAUGGAUGAAGUUAAU